AUGUCCGAUUUUGAGGAGACUAUUCGAAGACUUCAAUCUGAAAAAGGAGUUGCUGGAAUUAUUGUUGUCGAUUCGGCUGGCCGCGUGAUUCACACCACCAUCGACAACGACGCCACUCAACUCCACACGGCAUUCCUUCAACAAUUGUGCGAAAAAACGAAGACGUCGAUUCGCGAGCUCGAUUCGAGCAACGAUUUGACAUUUUUAAGAUUGCGUACCAAGAAAAACGAGAUAAUGAUCGCUCCCGAUAAGGAUCAUGUAAUCAUGGUGAUCAAGGAUCUCGCAUAA
Messenger RNA from Caenorhabditis bovis, 288 nucleotides. Lineage: Eukaryota; Metazoa; Nematoda; Chromadorea; Rhabditida; Rhabditidae. The record is from the annotation of a GenBank genome assembly.